Molecule: messenger RNA, 2664 nt
Organism: Clonostachys rhizophaga
Lineage: Eukaryota; Fungi; Ascomycota; Sordariomycetes; Hypocreales; Bionectriaceae
Source: the annotation of a GenBank genome assembly
AUGGGUCUGGGCAGUUACUUCAAGGCUAGCAAGCCCGAGGAGGCCCCUCCAUCGAGCGAUCCUCCAAGGCCGCAGAGGAAGCAACAGCCGUUGAUGUCUGAGAAACUACCGGCGCCCGCGAUUCCCGCUGGCACCGAGAUGGAUCUCCAACCACCCACCCCAAGGCUUCAAUCUCGUCCACACUCUCUCUCGGCUCAGUCAGUUCGCUCUGGUAGAAGCUCAGUGUUCAUGGACGAUAUCAAGCACGAGGUCAUGGUUAACUACCUCUAUCAACAGCAAUGUUCACAGCUCUGGGUGAGUGACGGCUCCGGUGAGAUUGAGGGCGUUCUUUUACGAAAGACAAGAGGCCAUUACAUGGCAUGUCCUCCGCAGCUGGCAGGAACUCCAUUCGCCAUGGCCUGCGCUGCCCUUAACGUUCAGUGCGCCAUGACAGUGAACUCUCGUGUCAUCAGAACGUUUCUACAAUUCUCUCCCGAGGCUGUAGAUGUCCCUUUGAUGAACGGCUUGCGAGUCCAAAUCCUUCCCACCAUUGAAGAUCUUGUCCGUGCUAGAAAGCAUCAGUUCGCUGCCUUCGUUGCGUCAGAGGGGCUUCUGGUCGUCUGGGAUGAUGAUGCAUUACAUCUUGUCCCUCGAGCUAAGGCCAUUGAGUCAGAACUCAUGGAAUUGGUUUGGAAAUCCGGCGACAUCGAGGAGGAAUCGGAUGAGAAGAACGGGGGUGUUGAGACAGAGGCUGUCGAGAUUGAUGAAGAGAGUGGCGAGAUCAAACCAGAUCAACGACCCAUUCACCUGCAAAACAGUAUCCUCGUUGCCAUCACCCUGGCUCUAGUCAUUACUGCUCUGGGUGCCGCUUGGAGACAGCUUGCAAUCGAGGUUUCGAUCGACAAUGAUUUCACUCGCUUGGGUCUCGUUGCACUCUUCCCAGUACAAGUCUUCUUCACCUUGUUCUUCGCCCAAGUCAUCGUCGGUUGCCUGGCUCAGAUCUUUGGCCCCAUUCGCCAACUGACGAUCAACUCAAAGUUCUAUUCGGCUCGCCCACCACGUCGGUUGCAAAGCGACGUUCUGCCCCACGUCACCAUUCAGUGCCCCGUAUACAAGGAGGGUCUCCAGGGAGUCAUCAUCCCAACCGUGAAAUCAAUCAAGCAGGCCAUUUCCACUUAUGAACUUCAGGGGGGCUCCGCCAACAUGUUCAUCAAUGAUGACGGUCUCCAGUUGAUUUCGGAGGAGGAACGCCGGGCUCGUAUUGAUUUCUAUGCAGAUAAUAGCAUCGGUUGGGUGGCUCGACCCAAGCAUGGCGAGAACGGGUUCCAACGCAAAGGGAAGUUCAAGAAGGCCUCGAACAUGAACUUCGCCCUUAUGGUCUCCUGCAAGGUUGAGGAAAAGCUACAAGCCAUCAACAGAAACCCAGAGUGGAAUCAGUAUGAUGAAGCCCAAGCAUACGAAACAGCCCUGAAAGAGGUCCUCGAAGAAGAUGGUCGCGCCUGGGCUGAUGGCAACGUACGCGUCGGUGAUUAUAUUCUGCUUAUCGACUCCGAUACCAGAGUGCCCGCCGACUGCUUGCUCGACGCUGUCUCAGAGAUGGAGCAAGCUCCCGAUGUCGGUAUCAUGCAGUUCUCUUCUGGCGUUAUGCAGGUGGUGCACACCUAUUUUGAGAACGGAAUCACCUUCUUCACGAAUCUCAUUUAUACCGCCAUCCGUUACACCGUCUCCAACGGCGAUGUUGCUCCAUUUGUCGGCCAUAACGCUAUUCUUCGCUGGUCAGCCAUCCAACAAGUGUCGUACCAGGAUGAAGAUGGCUAUGAUAAGUUCUGGUCAGAGAGCCAUGUGUCAGAAGAUUUCGACAUGUCGUUGCGCCUCCAGUGCAGUGGGUACAUCAUCCGACUGGCAGCCUGGGCUGGCGAGGGUUUCAAAGAAGGAGUGUCGCUGACAGUUUAUGACGAGUUGGCAAGAUGGGAGAAGUAUGCUUAUGGAUGCAAUGAGCUGCUCUUCCACCCGAUUCGCACCUGGCUUUGGCGUGGUCCCUUCACCCCUCUCUUCCGCCGUUUCCUCUUCUCCAACAUUCGUUUCACCUCCAAGAUCACCAUCAUCUCGUACAUCGGAACAUAUUAUGCCAUCGGCGCCGCGUGGAUCAUGACAGCAGCCAACUACUUCCUCAUGGGGUGGUUUAAUGGACAUCUCGAUAAAUAUUAUAUCGAUUCGUGGCAGGUUUGGUUCUCGAUCAUCAUCGUCUUUAAUGGCUUGGGCAAUGUCGCACUAGCCAUUAUGCGAUAUCGGAUUGGCGAGCGCAACAUCCUGUAUUCGUUGUUCGAGAACUUCAAGUGGACAUUCAUGCUGGCAAUCUUCCUGGGCGGUCUCUCGCUGCAUGUCAGCCAGGCCUUGUUGUCGCAUAUGUUCGAAAUUAACAUGACUUGGGGCGCAACAAGCAAAGAAGCCGAAUUUUCUAAUUUCUUCAUUGAGAUUCCAAAAGUACUGAAGAAGUUCAAAUUCUCCAUGAUCUUUGCCCUUAUCUUUGUUGUCGGCAUGGUGAUUCUUGCGGUUGCACCUUUUGUCCCUCACGAUUGGCGCAUCACCGACUUUGUCGCCAUUUUGCCAAUGGCGACGGUGGCAGCGAGCCACUUCCUGCUGCCCAUCGCGCUAAACCCAGCACUGAUGACCUUCUCAUGGUAA